Phacochoerus africanus (Common warthog) is the source of this 1730-nucleotide messenger RNA. RefSeq names its product amidohydrolase domain containing 2 (gene AMDHD2). The coding region runs from base 91 to 1422 and encodes 443 amino acids. The record is from RefSeq and is a predicted model, not a curated record. NCBI's taxonomy places the organism in Eukaryota, Metazoa, Chordata, Mammalia, Artiodactyla, Suidae. Gene Ontology annotation, biological process: N-acetylglucosamine catabolic process. Gene Ontology annotation, molecular function: N-acetylglucosamine-6-phosphate deacetylase activity. The transcript is spliced from 11 exons.
CGUCAGCUGAGGGUCACGUGGGCCCGGCCGCGUUGCGGGGCCGGAACUCUCGGCGCGGGAUCCGGCGCCUCCCGCUCAGCUGGGCUCAGGAUGCGCGGCGGGCAGGGCGCGGCCCGGGCCCCGGUGCUCCAGUUCACCAACUGCCGCAUCCUGCGGGGCGGGGCGCUGCUCAGGGAGGAUCUGUGGGUGCGCGGGGGCCGCGUUCUGGACCCCGAGAAGCUGUUCUUUGAGGAGCGGCGCGUGGCUGAUGAGCAGCGGGACUGCGGGGGCUGCAUCCUAGCGCCUGGCUUCAUCGACGUGCAGAUCAACGGUGGAUUUGGCGUUGACUUCUCUCAGGCCACGGAGGACGUGGGUUCAGGAGUCGCCUUGGUGGCCCGGAGGAUUUUGUCGCACGGAGUUACCUCCUUCUGCCCCACGUUGGUCACCUCGCCACCGGAGGUUUAUCACAAGGUCCUUCCUCAGAUCCCCGUGAAGAGCGGUGGUCCCCAUGGGGCAGGGGUCCUCGGGGUGCACCUGGAGGGCCCAUUCAUCAGCCGAGAGAAGCGGGGUGCGCACCCCGAGGCCCACCUGCGCUCCUUUGAGGCCAAUGCUUUCCAAGACGUGCUGGCCACCUACGGGUCCCUCGACAACGUCCGCAUCGUGACCCUCGCCCCUGAGCUAGGCCGCAGCCACGAAGUGAUCCGGGCGCUGACGGCCCUCGGCAUCUGCGUGUCUCUAGGGCACUCCGUGGCUGACCUGGGGACCGCGGAGGAAGCCGUGCAGAGCGGGGCCACCUUCAUCACCCACCUGUUCAAUGCCAUGCUGCCUUUCCACCACCGUGACCCAGGCAUCGUGGGGCUCCUGACCAGUGACCAGCUGCCCCCGGGCCGCCACAUCUUCUACGGGCUGAUUGCCGACGGCAUGCACACCAAUCCUGCCGCCCUGCGCAUUGCCCACCGCGCUCAUCCCAAGGGGCUAGUGCUGGUCACUGAUGCCGUCCCCGCCCUGGGCCUGGGCAACGGCCGCCACACGCUGGGGCAGCAAGAAGUGGAGGUGAAUGGGCUGACAGCCUACGUGGCAGGCACCAAGACGCUGAGCGGCAGCAUAGCCCCAAUGGACGCCUGCGUCCGGCACUUCCUGAGGGCCACAGGGAGCACUCCUCUAGGAGGCAGGAUCCUGGGCAUUUGCCCCUAUGCCGCCUCCUCCAGCAGUUGUGUGGGAGCCAGCUCGGGCCAGGGAUGGUCAGGCACCUGUGUCCACACAGGCUGUGGUGUGGAGUCUGCCCUGGAGGCUGCAUCCCUGCACCCCGCCCGGCUGCUGGGGCUGGAGAAGCACAAGGGGACCCUGGACUUCGGGGCUGAUGCAGCGUCCUUGGUCAGGCCAGGCGGGGGCUGCUGGCUGCCAUCGGUGCCAGGAGUGGUCCAGGCUGCAUGCAACCUGUGAUGGGCCCUGAGACCCCGCAAGUCAGGUCUGGACCUUGAGUCCCCUCCUCACGGCCCGCCUCUGACCCAGACUUCGUGGUGCUCGAUGACUCUCUACACGUCCGGGCCACCUACAUCUCGGGCGAGCUGGUGUGGCAGGCAGAGGUGGCCAGGCAGUGACCGAGGACCACAGCUGGAGGGGAGGCCCAGCCCCAGCUGGACACUGUCGCUGGGCCGUGGAGGAGCAGGUCUCCAGAGAGGAGGGGAGCCCUGCCCCGUGGAGGCGCGGGCUGGGGGGCGGGGCUUGGAUAAACGUGUGUCCUCGGGGGA